CCACCAGUGUGCAGACACAACCACAGCGAGAGAGUUUUUGUAUUUUGUCCGAGAAGGAACAAACGGUCGCCAUGAGUCACGUCGACGUCAACAACUUGAAGCCCAGCAACUUCGAGGAGCAGUACUAUGACCAAUACGAGUACUACAACCUCAGCGACAAGUACACAGAGGGGGCUUCGCGCAAGGGCCGUACCAAGAAGGAGGCCAGCGAAAACACCAACAGGCACAAUCCUGCCGGACAUGAGCGCAAGAUCGCUGAAAAACUCCAAAACAGCGAAAAGAAGAAGCUCAAAGAGUGAACGCUCAAGGAGCAGUCUGACGGCUCAACCGGACACGACCAGCGACGACCCACGCGGGAGCGAUGACGUCGCGUUCCCUGACCGAUGACGUGGGCUGCGUGUGACGCCCCGCCCCCCGCCAGCGGUGGUGCGACGGGUGUUAAGGCAGCGGGAAAGAAAUUUUGUGACUGUCAAGUUUAUGAUAAAUAUGAAAAGCAUGUAAAAUGAAGUGACUAAUAGUGUCCUCUGCUGGAUUGAUGUCACAUUGCACCUUUUCUGAAUACUAUUUGUGUAACCUGUAAAAUAUUCCUCAUUGCUUAUUAUGUCCAGCUUGAAUAUUGUUCACAUUAUUCUAGACGUCUUGGCAAGAAGAUGUGAACAUAGCUCUUCUCCACCACAACGCCCUCACCCGAAAAAAAAAAAAAAAAAAAAAAAAAAACCUCCAAAUU
Messenger RNA from Corythoichthys intestinalis (scribbled pipefish), 727 nucleotides. It is a transcript of the gene nupr1b, whose product is annotated as nuclear protein 1b. Gene Ontology annotation, biological process: regulation of transcription by RNA polymerase II; negative regulation of cell cycle; negative regulation of cell population proliferation. The record is from RefSeq and is a predicted model, not a curated record. Gene Ontology annotation, cellular component: nucleus. The transcript is spliced from 3 exons. The coding region runs from base 72 to 299 and encodes 75 amino acids. Lineage: Eukaryota; Metazoa; Chordata; Actinopteri; Syngnathiformes; Syngnathidae.